AUGAUAUAUGAUGAGGUCAUUGCAGACAUUGAGACCAACCCUAGAGGGAUAUUCUUUAUUAAUGGAUAUGGUGAAACUGUUAAGACUGCCUUGUGGAGAGCCCUCUAUUCUGCUUUAAGGUGUAAGGGUGAAAUUGUUCUAAAUGUUGCGUCUAGUGGCAUAGCUUCUCUUUUAUUACUAGGGGGAAGGACUGCGCAUUCUAGGCUAACUAAGAAUAUGCGCCUAAGAGGGAUACAAUCAGAGCUUGAAGUUGAAGAGAUUGAAGAGUUUGCAAAAUCGAUAGCUAAUAUUGGUGAUGGAGUUAUUGGUAAUUCAAGUGACAGUGAAACAGAGAUCACAAUUCCAAAUAACUUAUUACUUCAAAGUAAUUGUUAUCCUAUUGCUACAAUAAUUGAUAGUAUUUUCCCUAUGUUUCGGAGUGGUAAAAAUGAUAUUAGUGAUCUUCAACAUAGUGCUAUUUUGGCUCCAACUAUGGAAGUGGUUGAUGGCAUCAAUCAAUAUAUGAAUGAUCAGAAUCGUGUUGAAGAUGACCAAGAAGCCAAUGCCAUACAAAAGGAGACACAUGAGCAAACAAGAGGGCAAUAG
This is a messenger RNA of Ipomoea triloba (trilobed morning glory), 585 nucleotides long. RefSeq lists its product as uncharacterized. Gene Ontology annotation, molecular function: DNA helicase activity. The record is from RefSeq and is a predicted model, not a curated record. The coding region runs from base 1 to 585 and encodes 194 amino acids. Gene Ontology annotation, biological process: telomere maintenance; DNA repair. Lineage: Eukaryota; Viridiplantae; Streptophyta; Magnoliopsida; Solanales; Convolvulaceae. The transcript has 3 exons.